AACUUUACAAGUGUAAUUACCACAAUGCCCCUACAAUAAUAUAAAAUACAAGCCCGCAUCUCUGAAAACAAUGGGUGCCCAUCUUUUGUAUAUGGAGAGGGUUGAAGAAGAAUCAGCAGCUGUUAUGGAAGACACAUCCAACUCUCUUCUCCGUAACACGUGCUGCUGUUUUAAUUUCCCGUGUUUCAAAUCUCGUCAAUCCUCCACUGCCGGAUUGCCUUGGUGGAAUCGAAUCCAAUCACAGAACCGCUGGUGGACCCCAGCAGUCACCGCCUUUCGAAGAGUCCGAGAGUGGUCGGAGAUCGUGGCCGGGCCUAAGUGGAAGACUUUCAUCAGAAGAUUCAACAGAAAUAAAAGUAAUAAUGCUCACGGGAAAUUCCAAUACGACCCUCUGAGUUACUCCCUCAACUUCGAAGAGAACUGUAAUUUGGACCACGAUAAUGAUUUCAGCGGCUUCCGGGAUUUCUCGACCAAGUACGCUCCAUGUAAGUCGUCAUCGACGGCAGCGACGCCGUUAGUGGGCGUUCGAGGGAGGGACGUGGCGGCGUUGGCGUGAAAAUCCGCGUGAGUUAAAGGAAUGAGCUGUAGCUUGGUUGCGGCGCUAAGGUGGAGCGAUUUUAUUUGUUACUUUAGUGGUGGCAAAUUAAUUAAUUAAAAAUUAUUAGUGGUGUAAAGAUAAAUAAUAAUGCGAUUGCGUGUAUCUGUGUAUGGUGGUGUUUGAUAUAUUUUUAUUUUUUGUAUGUAUCUUCUAGGAAGGGAGAUAUUUUUUUUUAUUCCAUCUCGUGAGAGUUAAGGUUAAUGAUUUCUUAUUCAUAAAAUUGAAGCUUCGUCGUAUUA
Mangifera indica (mango) is the source of this 837-nucleotide messenger RNA. RefSeq lists its product as uncharacterized. The record is from RefSeq and is a predicted model, not a curated record. The coding region runs from base 71 to 556 and encodes 161 amino acids. The transcript has a single exon. Lineage: Eukaryota; Viridiplantae; Streptophyta; Magnoliopsida; Sapindales; Anacardiaceae.